AUGGCAUCUUCAAAUGGUCGUGAUCGUUUAUUGAGUCGUGGACAACGAGUUUUUGCAUUUGGAUCGAGUACUCCGAGAGAAUUAUCACAUUUGAAUAAGGUGAGCUAAAGAGCUAGCAGAAGCCUAAUUUCUCCGCUAAACCUAAGGAGAAGCUUAAGAAGAUUUCCUUAUCUUACCCUUAAUAGAAAUCGCCCUAGCAUUAGCUAAGCCCGAUUUAAGGCCUUGAAGCUUAGGAUCAUACCAAGCCUAAGAAAUCACCCUAGUUUUUUUCCAUACAUUCGGGCUUCUCUCAAUAAAAAUAGUUUUUGGUGAUUCAACUCCAACUAUAAAAGUGUAAUUAGUUUUCCAGAGCAAUAAAAUAAAAUAAAAAUACACACACUACUAUAAAAUAAACUCAUUUUGUGUAUCUAGAAUUAGGUCCUUCCCUCAAACAUCGAUAAAAAACAGAGGGAGGGCCGAGAUAUAAACUGGAAUUUUGUCGCCGAAUCGAGCUACAGUAAUCCUGAAAAAUUGUGCUGAAAGUUUGAUAAAUUUUGAUCUACAGGAAACAUUUUUGCGCCAAUUUUUUUUUGGAUUACUGUAGCCCACAGUUUUUUGAACUUUCGGGACAACUUUUUGGACUACUGUAGCUCAAAGUUUAUAGAAUUUCAUCCCAGGAUUACUCUAUCUCCCAAUUCUAUAAAUUAUGAUCUACAGUAUGAAUAUUUGCACCAAAUGUUCAGGACUACUGUAUCUCAACAUUCUCAUGAUUUUGGCUCCAAAUAAGUUCGGAAAAUUGUGCUGAAAAUUAUGAGCUACAGUACCCAUAAAAAGCCUGCAAGAAGCCUAAGGGAAUGAAAAAUCUUUGAAAAAUUCUAACCUAUGCCUACACUAAGCCUAGAUUAAACCCUCUUCCAGGUUCCUCCUUCAAAACUCGAUGAAAAAUCCGAAACACAAAAACCAAGUCUGCGUGAUUAUAUAAUUCGAGCUCGAUCUUUGUCACGAGAAGGAUCAGCAGACAAUCGAAAUUCAUUUGUUUUCGGCUCUUCGACUCCUCGAUCAUUCGCGCAUUUGGACAAAAUUCCAACGAAGCAACGCGUUUACGAUGCGAAAAUACCCAAGAAAAGUGCGACACAUUCGGAUUUCAAAGCAACUCCCAUUAGAUAUAAUAAUUGUGAGUGGACUAGGGGCUGUUAGCCCCCAGGCGUAACUGUCUUCUCAUUUAUUUCAGUUUCACUUUUUUCUGUGAUUAUUGUCCACAGAACAUUGACUUACAAUCAAAUUUAUAGAAAACCUCGAAUUUUUUUAUCAAAAAAUGAUUCGUGGCAAAAUCAGGAAGGCUUCCUAAUUUUGCCAUGGAUGAAGUCAUCGAUAAAUUUAAAAAAAAAAACUUAUUUAAUUAUUUUUUUAUUUGCAUAAUUAUAGACAUGACUUUUUCUCAAUAAUUUCAUUUCUGGAUGAAAUUCGGAUUUUUUUUGUUUUUUAACAGUGUUAAAAAUUUUCUUUCAAUUUUUUUUAGUUUAAAAGUUGGUUCUGGGUGGCUUACUAAGCCUAAGCCUGAGAGGAAGUAAAAAAAUCGGCCCGAGUUUUUUUUGUUUGACAAAAAUACCCGCCCAAAUGAAAAUUUCGAUUUGAGCGGGUAGCUGACAAAAAUUGAAAUUUUAAUUUUCGUGUAUUUCAACAAAAAAAGUAACAGAUUUGGAAUAAUCCAAAAAUGUAAAAAUGAAAUCGAUGAGUUGGGACCUAAAUGACACUUCCUCUCAGGCUUAGGCUUAGUAAGCCACCCAGAACCAACUUUGAAACUAAAAAAAAUUGAAAGAAAAUUUUUAACACUGUUAAAAAACAAAAAAAAUCCGAAUUUCAUCCAGAAAUGAAAUUAUUGAGAAAAAGUCAUGUCUCCAAACCGAAAUUUCUGUUUGGAGACGGUCAUGUCUAUAAUUAUGCAAAUAAAAAAAGAGAUUCAAUAAUUUUUUUCGAAAAAUAGUUUGAUGACUUCAUCCAUGGCAAAAUUAGGAAGCCUUCCUGAUUUUGCCACGAGUCAUUUUUUGAUCAAAAAAUUUGAAAUUUUCUAUAAAUUUGAUUGUAAUUCGUGUGUUUAACAUCUUACGAGUACACUUAAUUCAAAAAAUAAUUGAAUAAGUUUUUUUUUCGAAAAAUUUAUCGAUGACGUCAUCCAUGGCAAAAUUAGGAAGCCUUCCUGAUUUUGCCACGAAUCAUUUUUUGAUCAAAAAAUUCGAGUUUUUCUAUAAAUUUGAUUGUAAUUCGUGUGAUUUACAAUUUUUGAAUAAAUUCACAGAAAAAAGUGAAACUGAAAUAAAUGAGAAGACUGUUACGCCUGGGGGCUAACAGCCCCUAGUCACUUAACAAAAAAAAACUCGGGCCGAUUUUUUUUGGAAAAACUCGGGCCGAUUUUUUUUUGGAAAAACUCGGGCCGAUUUUUUUUUUGGAAAAACUCGGGCCGAUUUUUUUUUUGGAAAAACUCGGGCCGAUUUUUUUUUGGAAAAACUCGGGCCGAUUUUUUUUUUGGAAAAACUCGGGCCGAUUUUUUUGGAAAAACUCGGGCCGAUUUUUUGGAAAAACUCGGGCCGAUUUUUUUUUUGGAAAAACUCGGGCCGAUUUUUUUUGGAAAAACUCGGGCCGAUUUUUUUGGAAAAACUCGGGCCGAUUUUUUUUUGAAAAAAACUCGGGCCGAUUUUUCUUGAAAAAACUCGGGCCGAUUUUUUUUUUGGAAAAACUCGGGCCGAUUUUUUUUUUUUUUUGAAAAACUCGGGCCGAUUUUUUUGGAAAAACUCGGGCCGAUUUUUUUGGAAAAACUCGGGCCGAUUUUUUUGGAAAAACUCGGGCCGAUUUUUUUUUUGGAAAAACUCGGGCCGAUUUUUUUGGAAAACCUCGGGCCGAUUUUUUGAAAAAAUCCGAGCCGAAACUUUGAAGCUAAAAAAAAUUGAAUGAAAAUUACGACCAAAUUUACAAUUAGAUAAAGAAAAUUUCAAAUUUUUUGAUCAAAAAAUGAUUCGUGGCAAAAUUAGGAAGGCUUCCUAAUUUUGCCAUGGAUGAAGUCAUCAAUCAAUUUUUCGAAAAAAAAACUUAUUCAAUCUUUUUUUCGUAUUGAAGACUUGAAAAAAAUUCUUGGCCCGUUAUGAUUUUGAAAUUCUUGAACAAUGCCAAUAGCAUCUGAAGAAUCAGGCUUUUUCGCUCAUGGGUCACGCAUGAUAUUUUCUCGAUUUUCUCUUUUUAUUAAGCUUUUUCUUCUCCAUUUUCUUUUUUUCUUUUUUGCCGCGUUGGAAUGUCGAAUUUUCGCAAUUUUGGGGAGAAAGGAACAAAAUUUCCGAAAAUCUGCAUUACUCGAUAUAGGGACUAGGGGCUGUUAGCCCCCAGGCGUAACAGUCUUCUCAUUUAUUUCCGUUUCACUUUUUUCUGUGAUUAUUGUCCACAGAACAUUGACUCACAAUCAAAUUUAUAGAAAAUUUCAAGUUUUUUGAUCAAAAAAUGAUUCGUGGCAAAAUCUGGAAGGCUUCCUAAUUUUGCCAUGGAUGACGUCAUCGAUCAAUUUUUCGAAAAAAAAACUUCUUCAAUCUUUUUUUCGUUCUGUAACUUUUUUUUUUGAAAAAUCUCGGGCCGAUUUUUUUUGAAAAAUCUCGGGCCGAUUUUUUUUGAAAAAUCUCGGGCCGAUUUUUUUUUGAAAAAUCUCGGGCCGAUUUUUUUUUGAAAAAUCUCGGGCCGAUUUUUUUGAAAAACUCGGGCCCAAUUUUUUUGAAAAAACUCGGGCCGAAUUUUUUUUGAAAAAUCUCGGGCCGAUUUUUUUUUGAAAAAUCUCGGGCCGAUUUUUUUUGAAAAACUCGGGCCGAUUUUUUUGAAAAAACUCGGGCCGAAUUUUUUUGAAAAAUCUCGGGCCGAUUUUUUUUGAAAAAUCUCGGGCCGAUUUUUUUGAAAAACUCGGGCCGAUUUUUUUUUGAAAAAAACUCGGGCCGAUUUUUCUUGAAAAACUCGGGCCGAUUUUUUUUUGAAAAAAACUCGGGCCGAUUUUUCUUGAAAAAUCUCGGGCCGAUUUUUUUUGAAAAAAACUCGGGCCGAUUUUUUUUUACAUUUUUGGAUUAUUCGAAAUCUGUAACUUUUUUUUGAAAAAACUUUCGAAAAAAAAACUUAUUUAAUUAUUUUUUGAAUUUAAUGUUAUCGUAAGAUGUUAAACAAACGAAUUACAAUUAAAUUCAUCAAAAAUUUCAAGUUUUUUGAUAAAAAAAUAACUCAUGGCAAAAUCUGAAAGGCUUCCUAAUUUUGCCAUGGAUGACGUCAUCGAUCAAUUUUUCGAAAAAAAAAACUUCUUCAAUCUUUUUUUCGUUCUGUAACUUUUUUUUUGAAAAAUCUCGGGCCGAUUUUUUUUUUUUGAAAACUCGGGCCGAUUUUUUUUUUGAAAAACUCGGGCCGAUUUUUUUUUGAAAAAUCUCGGGCCGAUUUUUUUUGAAAAACUCGGGCCGAUUUUUUUUUGAAAAAAACUCGGGCCGAUUUUUCUUGAAAAAUCUCGGGCCGAUUUUUUUUUUGAAAAAAACUCGGGCCGAUUUUUUUUUUACAUUUUUGGAUUAUUCCAAAUCUGUAACUUUUUUUUGAAAAACUCGGGCCGAUUUUUUUUGAAAAAAACUCGGGCCGAUUUUUCUUGAAAAAUCUCGGGCCGAUUUUUUUUUUGAAAAAUCUCGGGCCGAUUUUUUUGAAAAACUCGGGCCGAUUUUUUUUGAAAAAAACUCGGGCCGAUUUUUCUUGAAAAAUCUCGGGCCGAUUUUUUUUUGAAAAAUCUCGGGCCGAUUUUUUUUUUGAAAAACUCGGGCCGAUUUUUUUUGAAAAAACUCGGGCCGAAUUUUUUGAAAAAUCUCGGGCCGAUUUUUUUUUGAAAAAUCUCGGGCCGAUUUUUUUGAAAAACUCGGGCCGAUUUUUUUUUGAAAAAAACUCGGGCCGAUUUUUCUUGAAAAAUCUCGGGCCGAUUUUUUUUUUUGAAAAAAACUCGGGCCGAUUUUUUUACAUUUUUGGAUUAUUCGAAAUCUGUAACUUUUUUUUGAAAAAACUUUCGAAAAAAAAACUUAUUUAAUUAUUUUUUUGAAUUUAAUGUUAUCGUAAGAUGUUAAACAAACGAAUUACAAUUAAAUUCAUCAAAAAUUUCAAGUUUUUUGAUAAAAAAAUAACUCAUGGCAAAAUCUGAAAGGCUUCCUAAUUUUGCCAUGGAUGACGUCAUCGAUCAAUUUUUCGAAAAAAAAAAACUUCUUCAAUCUUUUUUUCGUUCUGUAACUUUUUUUUUGAAAAAACUCGGGCCGAUUUUUUUUUUUUUGAAAACUCGGGCCGAUUUUUUUGAAAAACUCGGGCCGAUUUUUUUUUGAAAAAUCUCGGGCCGAUUUUUUUGAAAACUCGGGCCGAUUUUUUUUUUUUGAAAAAUGUCGGGCCGAUUUUUUGAAAAAACUCGGGCCGAUUUUUUUUUUUGAAAAAUCUCGGGCCGAUUUUUUUUUUGAAAAAACUUUCGAAAAAAAAAACUUAUUUAAUUAUUUUUUUGUAUUAAAUGUACUCGUAAGAGGUAAAUCACACGAAUUACAAUUGAAUUCAUGAAAAAAUUCAAAUUUUUUGAUCAAAAAAUGACUCGUGGCAAAAUCUGGAAGGCUUCCUAAUUUUGCCACGGAUAAAGUCAUCGAUAAAUUUUUCGAAAAAAAAACUUAUACAAUAUUUUUUUCGUAUUGAAGACUUGAAUAACAUUCUUGACCCGUUAGGAAUUAGGAAUUCUUGAACAAUGCCAAUGGCAUCUGAAGAAUCAGCCUUUUUCAUUCAUGGGUCACGCGUGAUAUUCUCUCGAUUUUCUCUUUAUUUUUGAGCUCUUUUUGUUCCAUCUUCUUUUUUUCUUUUUUGCCGCGUUGGAAUGUCGAAUUUUCGCAAUUUUGGGGAGAAAGGAACAAAAUUUCCGAAAAUCUGCAUUACUCGAUAUAGGGAAAAAUUUUUUCCGAGUGGGGCUCGAACCCACAAAAGAAGGAGGCUGGCCUGAUUGGAAGGCAGAGCUCUCCCCGCCUACACCACACGUGUAGGUAAGAAAUGAAGCAUUUUUGAUAAAUAUAUAUUUAUCAGAAUUUCACGUGACCGGGAGAAAUGAACAUUUCUAAAUAAAUUUCACCUUACGGGAUUUUAAUGAGAGGGCGAAAAAUUUUUCCGAGUGGGACUCGAACCCACAAAAGAAGGAGGGUGGCCUGAUUGGAAGGCAUCACUCUCCCCGCCUACACCACACGUGUAGGUAAGAAAUGAAGCACUUUUGAUAAAUAUAUAUUUAUCAGAAUUUCACGUGACCGGGAGAAAUGAACAUUUCUAAAUAAAUUUCACCUUACGGGAUUUUAAUGAGAGGGCGAAACAUUUCUAGGGACCUUUCAAACCAAUAAUUUGCAGUACCUCAAAAACCAAUGUCAACCCCAAAAAAAGAUCCAAUUCGACAUGUCAUAACUCCAAAAGACGAUGAUAUUGCAUCUGAACCAGAUAUUGUGCAAGAUCGAGAAGAAUUUAUGGAAGAAAUGAGAAAACAUAAGAAGAAAUUGGAGGAUUCGAAGAAGAAAGUGAAGAUUGUGGAAAAUCAAAAGUUUGCGCAUGCUCCGGAAAUAGAAGGAGAUUUGAAGAAAACUAUUCGAGUUGAGACAAAAAAACAUGAAGAAAAACAAAUUGCAGUGGAAAAUUUAUCAGCUAAUGAGAUGAAUGAUCAGGUAACAUUUUUGGCUGAAAUUCGAAAAGCCUUGAUGUCAAGCUUCAAAAUCUGGCCUAAUUUUGACCGAAAAUCGUCCAAAUAUCGCUGAAGCUUAGAGGAAAAAGGCCCAAAUUCAGGUCCGAUCGAUUUCGGAGCUACAUUUCAGAAAUUUUCAAAAAUUAUAUGAAUUAGAGCUAUUUUAAAAUUGAUUUUCAGCAAAUUAAUGAUUUUUGGCUCAAAAUUCCAUCAAUUUUCAGUCUGAAGUUCAAAAAUUCCAAUUUUCCAGGUCGAAGUUUCUCAAUUAAAUGGCGAUGAAGAAAAGAGCAUUGAGCAAAAAGUUGCUCCUCAAAAAGAGAUAAAAUCAGUUGAAGAACUCAAGAAUACGGUAGUUGAAAAAGUUGAAGAGGUAGGAAAUUCAUUUAAAAAAUUUGGAGCUAAAUUUCAUAAUUUUCAAAAAUUAUGAAUAUUCGUGCAUUUUUCAAUUGAUUUUUAGCAAAUUAUUUAUUUUUGGCUCAACGUUUCAUUAUAAAAAAACUUUUUUUUUUUCAGAAAGUCUCGGACGGUAUUAAAAAUCUCGAAUUAGGAUUAGAUAAAUUGGAAAAAUCUGGUGAAAAAGUGAGUUUUUUUUUUUUGAAAAAAAUUAAUUUUCAGAUGAAAAAUUCAACAUUUCAGACAAUCUCAAAUAUUUUGGGAAAAGUCGAAGAAGCUAAAGAUGUAAGUUUUUUUUUCUAAAAAAUUCGAAACAAAACUUUUUUUUUUUUAGAAAAUCGUGGAAACUUCUGACAAAUUGGAAAAAUCUGGGGAAAAUGUGAGUUUUUCCAAAAAAUUUUGAAUUUUUAAAUGAAAAAAAAUUUUUUUUUAGACAAUCUCAAAUAUUUUGGAGAAAGUCGAGCUGGCAAAAGAUGUAAGUUUUUUUCGAAAAAAUUCGAAACAAAAAAAAAUUCUUUUUUUUUUUAGAAAAUCGUAGAAACUUCGGAAAACGUGGCAAAUGUGAGUUGAAAUUCAAAUUUCAAAAAAAAUUUCCUCAAAAUUUUCAGGAAAUCUCCAAAACCGCUGAUCACAUUGAUAAUGUAAGUGUUUUUCUUUUUUGUUGGAAAAAUCACAGUUUUUGAUUUCAGGCCAUUUCAAAAACCGUGGAUGAAAUCACAAACGACAAAUAG
Caenorhabditis angaria is the source of this 7830-nucleotide messenger RNA. The record is from the annotation of a GenBank genome assembly. Lineage: Eukaryota; Metazoa; Nematoda; Chromadorea; Rhabditida; Rhabditidae.